Drosophila teissieri is the source of this 342-nucleotide messenger RNA. RefSeq lists its product as uncharacterized. The record is from RefSeq and is a predicted model, not a curated record. NCBI's taxonomy places the organism in Eukaryota, Metazoa, Arthropoda, Insecta, Diptera, Drosophilidae.
AUGUCACAUCAAAUUUCGUAACAGCUCCCACUUUCGGCCACAUACCGUGCCAACCGCAAACAGGAUAUGGAAAACGGGGACGGGGGAAACUCGGGGGAAACUACUUGCUGUGCUGGCGAUAAAAACACGGGUUCAAACCCAUGUCGAUUGGUGCCAGGCACAAGGAUAGCCCGUGGGAGGGUGUGUGCUCGAAUCGUUGAACAGCCGGGUCCUGGCCCAACUUGUUGCAUACAAUACAAUCAAUUUCGCAUGUCGCAUUUUAUUCGAGCUGCCUCACGGACCGAAAGAAGUAAGCCAAAUUCCCGAGCACAGGCGAGUAUUUUUCGAUUGGGUGUGAUAUGA